Molecule: messenger RNA, 1772 nt
Organism: Bursaphelenchus okinawaensis
Lineage: Eukaryota; Metazoa; Nematoda; Chromadorea; Rhabditida; Aphelenchoididae
Source: the annotation of a GenBank genome assembly
AUGAAGAUUUUGCGGAAAUAUUUAGAGAAAAAUGGAUCUGGGUAAGUUAUAAUACAGUCUUUUGGCAUGUUACUUGAAAAUUUAGGUCAGUAACUUUGAUCUGCGAGGAAGAGGAAGAUGUUUGGCAUGUUUAUAACUUGGUAAGAGUUGGGGAUCAGGUCAGAUGUUCGACUGUGAGGAAGGUUACUCAAGAGACGCAGACCGGAUCGAAGAGUUCCCAGCGAAUGCAUGUGACUUUAACUGUUGUUGUGGAGAAUAUAACUUACGAUCCGAGUGUUUGUGUUUUACAUUUGAAAGGUAAAAGAUUUUCGUUUAUUUUUCCUUAAUUUAGGUAUCAAAUUUCACAAAAAAUGAUCAUUAUCUUAUAGUAGACAUCAACUAUCUCUUUUUAGGCAAAAACAUUCAAGAAAAUGAACAUGUCAGGAUGGGAGCAUAUCAUACGUUGGACAUCGAGCUGCAGAAGAAGUUCACUUUGGCCAAACAAGAAUGGGACAUAAUAGAUUUGGAGAGAUUGGAGAUCUGUGCUGAUGUGAGCCAUUCAGCUGAUGUUGGAGCGAUUGUAAUGCACGAGGGCUUGGCCAACGUUUGUUUAUUGACUAAAUCAAUGACUGUGGUCAAAGCUAAGAUUGAUAUGAACGUAUGUUUAUUCUUUGUUGAGUUUUUUUCUGCUUUUAGGUUUUAAAACGUUUAGAAAAUAUUGUUAUAGGAGAAUCAGUCAUGUUUAAUAUAAUAAUUCACCGUUAUUUGGCUAUAUUUUUUUGGUUUUAAUAAAUAUUAUUGUAGAUAGCAAAAAAAAGGAAGGGCUUUUCACAACAACAUGACAAGUCCGUGGAAAAGUUCUUCAACGCCGUGGUCUUGGCUUUCGUAAAGCAUAUGAACAUGGAGCAGCUUAAAUGUGUUAUAGUGGCGUCUCCGGGCUUUUUAAAGGAAACUUUUAUGGAAAAGCUGUUGGAACAUGCUGGCAAUAAUAACUUGAAAGAUAUUACUCAAAAUAAAAGCAAAAUAUUACUUGUUCAUGCGACUAGCGGAUAUAAACAUGCGCUGAAGGAGAUAUUGGCCGAUCCUAAUGUUGCUUCAAGGCUUGCUGAUACUAAGGUGAGUUAGAUGACUUUAUAUAAAAAAGUGUUAAAGAAUAUAGUGUUAUUAACGAUAUUUUUUAAUAACGCUUUGACAUAUAUAUUUUUAAACAUUAAAAUUUGGGGGCUUUUAUAUUGUACAUGAUGUUUUAAGUGUUCCAAAGUAAAAGGCUCGUAACGUUUUAUUUGUUGAAGCUAGAGAAAUGAAUCUUUGCGCAAAUAAUGGUCAAUAUCUUCUUCACAGGAAUCCAAAUUUUUAAAUUCAUACUUAAACUUUAGGCCCAAGAAGAAGUGAAAGCCCUGGACACCUUCCUCGACCUAAUGAACAACGAUCCCGAUCGUGCUUUCUAUGGCUACAACCACGUGCGAAUAGCGUUGGACCAACUAGCUAUAGCCACAUUGAUGGUAUCUGAUCUACUGUUCAGGUCGAGAAACAUAGAACAACGUAAGAAGUACGUGAAACUUGUGGAUGAUGCCAGAAAUGCCAAUUGUAAUGUACUCAUCUUCUCUUCAAUGCAUGUUACUGGAGAGCAACUUGGACAACUAACUGGAGUCGCAGCGAUCUUAAGGUUCCCAUUGGAGGGGGUGGAUGACACUUUCGAGGAGGAUGAAGAGGUGCUAGAUCUGCCUGAUGAGCAUUGGACUGAUCCGGACCAAAUGGUCAAUACCACUAUGUCACCUGAACCGGUGAUGUAA